AUUCGAGCACUGAAUCGUUUCCUUCUCACUCUCUCCCUCUCUCUCUCUAACUUUUCUUUUUCUCUAUCCUAUUCUGCAUUCUUGUUUUGAUUCGGAUUUUUUUGGUUCCAUACUCUCUUCUUCUAUCUUUCUUUAUCAACAAAGCAUUAUUCGAUUUCGUCUUUGCCUCUCUUUCUAUACCUUUUUUUUUUUCCUUUUUUUUGAAAUCCCAUCUCCUCACUCAUCUUCCUUUUUCUCUAUUUUCAACAUUCUCUCCUCUCUGGUUUUGAUCUGCCUAUCCCUGAAGAGGGCUUGCUAGAAAUGAAGAAAUUUAUACUGAAGUUGGAUAUAAAUGAUGACAAAGCUAAGCAGAAGGCUCUCAAGACCGUGUCUACUCUUUCAGGGAUUGAUUCCAUUGCCGUGGACAUGAAAGAAAAGAAAUUAACGGUGAUCGGCACAGUUGAUCCUAUAACUGUAGUGAGCAAAUUGAGAAAGUAUUUUCAAACAGAUAUAAUCUCAGUAGGGCCAGCGAAGGAGCCUGAGAAGAAAGAAGAGCCUAAGAAGGAAGAACCCAAGAAAGAAGAGGAAGCUAAGAAAGAGGAACCAAAGAAAGAAGAGGAAGCAAAGAAAGAGGAGCCCAAGAAAGAAGAGGAAGCGAAGAAAGAGGAGCCCAAGAAAGAGGAAGAAAAGAAAGAAGAAGAGAAAAAGACAGAAGCAGCUCCAGCAGCAGCACCAGUUGCAGUUGCAGCUGCACCACCACCAGAUCCGGUUUUAGAGCUUGUUAAGGCUUACAAAGCUUAUAAUCCUCACCUCACCACAUAUUAUUAUGUGCAAAGCAUUGAAGAGAAUCCAAAUGCUUGUGUUAUUUGCUAAGCUGGAUGGCUAUAUAAGUUUAAGGACAAGUAUAUAUAGCUCUCUUUUUGCCCCAACUGGUGAUGGGUUUUUUUCAAUCUUAUCAGUUGUUCAAGUGUGUUAAGAGGCCAAAACCUAAGAAGAGAAGAACCUUGUAUAUAAAGUGGUGAUGCCUCAUUCUUCUAUUCAGAAGAAUAGUAAUGUGUAGAGAAGAAUAAAUGAAAUUUUGUAACUUGUUCUUUCUUUAUUUUUCACAUUUUCUUUGGGGGUAGAAAAAGGCGGUGUUAAUCCCAUAAUUUGGAACUUGUUCUUUAUUAUCUUAAUCAUUACUUAUUAUAAUUAGACA
Molecule: messenger RNA, 1177 nt
Organism: Jatropha curcas
Lineage: Eukaryota; Viridiplantae; Streptophyta; Magnoliopsida; Malpighiales; Euphorbiaceae
Product: Heavy metal transport/detoxification superfamily protein
Molecular function (GO): metal ion binding
Source: RefSeq, a predicted model, not a curated record